AAUACACAACAGUUAAAAACACAAAUUUUUUUUCCCUCCCCAAAUCCCUAAUCCAUGAGCGCAAUUUCCCAACUUUGAAAAUCGGAGAAGAAAUGGACAGCGACAUUUCCCAGUGGGUGACGGAGUUCCUACUCCGCAGCUCCGUCCCCGAUUCCCUAAUCCAAAAAACCCUAGCCGCCCUCCCUCUCUCUACCGCCUCCCCCCGCCUCAAGAAAACCCUCCUCCUCCGCACCCUCCAAACCCUCCUCCGCACAGCCACACUCUCCGAAACCGCGCUCGACAUCCUCGAACUCCUCGAACCCAGUGCCCCUGUCUCCGACGCGCACCGCCGCGCGUACUGCGCAGUCGCCGUGGAGUGCACCGUAAAGUACCUCGCCGCGUGCCCCGAAGACAUCGAUGGCGAGUACGCCGGAGCCGUGCGGCGGAUCUGGCGCGGCCGGGUGUCGGCGCUGAAGGCGCGCUGGAGCCGGCUGGUCUCCGGCGAGCUGGCGCGGUGGCGCGACGUCGUCGAGGACGCGCUCGGGGAUUCUAGGGCUCGCCAGAGGCUGGUGGGGUUGAAUAGUCGGAGGGACGCAAUGAAAGAGGUGAGGGUGUUUUUGAAGGAAGCGUGGGGAGCGAUGGGGCCUUCGUUUUUGGAAACUGUUGCGGCGAAGGAGAAGAAUAAGGAUGAAGGUGCUCGUGAUAAUGAUGAUAAUGAUAAUAUAUGUGAUGAUCAUGAUGAUGGUGCAUGCAUGGAGGAUGUGGCAAUGCAUGGUGAGAAUCAGGAACCAUUGGAAGAGAGUGUUGAUGCGAAUCAGGAAGUGGGUGGGUUUGACUUAUCUCCUCGGAGGGAUGAAGCAAUUCCAAAGCGGAAUUCUCAGCUUAAACACAAACACUCUGCAUUUCGUGCAUCUCAUAGGGGAAGGGGAGUUGAAAUAUCUAGUCCGAAGGAAGUGAAGGCAACCAAAUCAUGGAGCAAACAUGAUCCUGUGCCUAGUGCUGAAGUUAAAAAAGUUCGGGAAUCCCUAAAAUCAAGUUCUUUGGAGUUACGAGCGUUGGUUAAGGAUCCUCUUCCCCAUGCAUUGCAUAUAUCUGAUGUUGUAAGAUCCAAAUUGGCAACUAGUGAUACAAAAACUGAGCCACUGAUUGAAAACCAACAUGAAGAUGUAGAAGUACAGGAUCCAGAUGUUUGUCAGAGUAUUGUACCUUUUCAGCCUAAUGAUGUCAAUCUUGGGAAGAAGUCUUUUGUUCAUUGUAGUAAUAUUCAUCAGCCCUACUUGAUGGAACAGAACAUAAGUGCUCGUACCUUUGAGUGGGAGGAUUCAGUAGACAACUCGCCACAAGCAAGACAGCCAAGGAGGAGGAAAAGGAAAUGGAGUUCGUUGGAAGAAGAAACACUAAGGGCUGGUGUAAAAAUGUUUGGAGAAGGAAACUGGGCAUCAAUCCGAAGUUUUUACAGUAACGUAUUUGAAAAUAGAAGUGGAGUUGAUCUGAAGGAUAAGUGGAGAAACAUGAUACGGUGACACUAGUGUGCUACUUUCAUGUGUAUAUCUUGGUCAGGUAAUGACAAUUUUGAGAGCAGCUUCUCUCUAUGCAAUCAAGCUUUUUUGAAACACCAUCCAAAUAGUACAGUUAGUGAGGACCAACUGGUAUCCAAGGCCCACGCAUGGGCCUUUUCAAACACAUCAUUCAUCACUGGGUUCUGGUUUCAGUGGCUCAGCUGAAGGUUGGAUUUGAAAUUGCAGGUUUUGAUGAUGCAUGCAUAUAGCAUUAAUAUAUCUAUAAGUUUUGUGGUUGUUACCUGUUUCAUGUUUUAAAGUAGCUUGUAAUCAUUAAGUAGAGUAAGGUUUCUUGUCAUGGUGUCAACACCUUGUAAUGAACUCCUGCAUCUUAAACGCCCAAGGAGAUUUUAAUUUUCUUGCUACUAAUUUUGAAUAAAGAAAUCGAAGGAUAGAAACUUCAAUAUUGUGGUACCGUUUUCUUAUCUUGGUGAAAAAUCAACUGUCUUGGACUUGCCACUUUACCAUGCCAUGUGUCUGCCCUAAAAUCAGAAGACAAUGGUGACAACUAGAGAGAAUAUGGAACAAAUUGUAGUGCAUGCAAUUAUUUUGGCAAGUUGAUGUUUGUAUUAGUUCUGCUUCUGCCUGCAUUCAUUUUGGCAGUUACUGUUUGUGGAGUUUUCCCAUAAAAAUUGCUGCAUCUAUAGAUGAACAAAUUGAACUUUGUAACGUUGUUCAAAACAUUAUGAACAAAUUGCACAAGCAUUUUGACUAAUGGUAA
This is a messenger RNA of Glycine soja, 2259 nucleotides long. RefSeq lists its product as uncharacterized. NCBI's taxonomy places the organism in Eukaryota, Viridiplantae, Streptophyta, Magnoliopsida, Fabales, Fabaceae. The transcript has 6 exons. The coding region runs from base 93 to 1502 and encodes 469 amino acids. The record is from RefSeq and is a predicted model, not a curated record.